Messenger RNA from Numida meleagris (helmeted guineafowl), 7575 nucleotides. It is a transcript of the gene KLF7, whose product is annotated as Kruppel like factor 7. Gene Ontology annotation, molecular function: DNA-binding transcription factor activity, RNA polymerase II-specific; RNA polymerase II cis-regulatory region sequence-specific DNA binding. NCBI's taxonomy places the organism in Eukaryota, Metazoa, Chordata, Aves, Galliformes, Numididae. Gene Ontology annotation, biological process: regulation of transcription by RNA polymerase II. The record is from RefSeq and is a predicted model, not a curated record. Bases 170 to 1117 code for a protein of 315 amino acids. The transcript has 4 exons.
ACCCAUUGGUUUCCUGGGGCAGUGCAGCAGUUUAGUGUUAACCCAGAGCAGAAGACAGCAGAAGACAGAGCAGGAGACAGCAGAGUGCCCAAGUUGUGGGCUGUGGCUCACUAAUGCCAGUUCCCAGUUACUUCUGGGAGGGCACACUGGUUGAAUCUCUGCUUGCUGAAUGUCAGCAGCCCAAAAACUUGCCGACUUCAUCUUCCAGGGAUUUGACAAAAACAGUUCUUCAGAGAUCCCUUUUACAGUAGAUAAAGAAGUGAAGCCCCUUGCUAAGUUUGAGCAGCUUGGUUGUUUGGUGGUUUGCGUAAGGCAAGAUUGCCAACUGACAUGCCUCGAGUUGGAGCGAUACCUUCAGACUGAGCCGCGGAAGAUCUCUGAGAGCUUUGGUGAGGACUUGGACUGCUUCCUUCAUGCCUCCUCAGCUCCAGAUGCAGAGGACAGUAUCCGACGGCUGGACCCCAUUCUUUUACCAGUGGAGACCAGUAUGUGUGACAAAAGCGCCAACAUGGACAUUAUCCUCUCACGGGACAAGCUGCUGUCUGAGACAUGCCUCAGCUUGCAGUCCACCAGCUCUUCCACAGAAAGCUACACGGCUGUCAACCAGGCCCAACUCAAUGCAGUAACCUCAUUAACACCCCCUUCCUCUCCGGAGCUCAGCCGCCACCUCGUUAAAACCUCACAGACUCUCUCAGCGGUGGAUGGCACGGUGACUUUGAAAUUGGUGGCCAAGAAAUCUUCCCUGAGCUCCAUGAAAGUGAGUGUAGCAGCAGCAACCACGGGGACGAUAAAGAGCGGGCAAAGUGACAGUGAACAAGGAGGACCAGGGGUGGAAGCGUCCCCGGAAAACAAGAAGAGGGUUCAUCGCUGUCAAUUUAAUGGGUGCCGGAAGGUUUAUACAAAGAGCUCCCACUUAAAGGCUCACCAGAGGACUCAUACAGGUGAGAAGCCUUACAAGUGCUCGUGGGAAGGGUGCGAGUGGCGUUUUGCACGGAGCGACGAGCUCACAAGGCAUUACAGAAAGCACACGGGUGCAAAGCCCUUUAAAUGCAACCAUUGUGACAGGUGUUUUUCCAGAUCUGAUCACCUUGCCCUCCACAUGAAGAGACACAUCUAAAUAUCGGUCAGCUUGGCAUGGAUGACAUCUGAGCUAAAUGUUGUGAGAUGAGAGUGGAACUCAAGUUAUAAUGUGCUGCCUUGCAGGAGAAGAGAACUCGAUCACAUGUAACCCUCUGUACAGAGACCACACGCUCACACUGUCAUACACCCAGUUAUACUUCAGUACAUCCAUCGGUUCUUUAUGCCUUGCCCCAGCUGGAUGGGAAAAGAUGCAGGCGAGGAAGUGCUAUAGAGGUGAAUUCAAUGAGAAGGAACAAUUGCUUUCAGAACUUCGUCUCUCUUGGAUUUGUUUCCUGGGUUUGCCAAUGGAAAACAAAGGAAAUGGAGGAGGCUUCCCUGCAGGUGGACAGCAGUAGGAGGGGCUUAUUUAACUUGCUUCUCAGUGCAACUCAAUAGGAGAAAAUGUCGUCUUGAAGUUGCAUAUUUGUAGCACUAACUUUCUUUUUAAAUAGAUGGGGGGAAAACAAUGACCUAGAAAACCAAAUCCCAGUUUGGUAGCCAAAUUAACCUCUUGGUUCAUUUGUUCUUUGUCUGAGGAUUCCUAAUGAUCAGUGCGUCAGACUUCUCACAGACACGUUGACCUGUCUUGGUUUUGGUUCUUCUUCCUAGAACUGAGCUAUUGAGAUCCUUUUAAGUCAAUACCAGUGGCCUUAAUGGCAGUAGACUGUGGAGUGACACUUGUUACACAAAUACCCUCUCUUUGGCCUGAGUUUAUGUAGACUUCACGGAGGACUAUAUUUUUUUGGUUGUUUUUGUUUUAAUUUUUGUUUUGGCUAUUGCACAACAUAUGCACUAGGGACUCUGGAAGCUGCUGCCAUGAUGGCUAAGUGGCCAAGGGAUAAACCCUGAGAAACAGCACCUAAUAUCUCUGUAGGCCUCACCUUACUGCCAUAGCUAGGACUUCUUGUUUAUUUGUUGAAUGAAAACUUUAAAAGCUUAUUUGGAAGCUUAAACCUUUUUUUCUCUUUUCUCUGCGAACAAGUGAUCUUCAGAACUCCUUGUCUUCACCUGGAUAUCGGUCUGGGACUGGCCACACAGGCAUGACUACAGGAUUCCUUCCACAUCAUGUGAGCAUGUUAGCCACAACUCACAGUGACUUAGCGAUGAAUUAUGUUGCUUUUUCUUGCUAUUCUUCUAAUAACCAAUUUAAAACAUUAGACUUUUGUUUGGGUAAAGAGCACCUGCAGACAUUUUACUUUAAACUUGAUGUUUUUCGAACAUCUUGCACACAUACACACACACAAACAAGCAAAAAAUCCUGCUCCAGUCUCUGAGUGGGAAAUAGAGAACUUCUUCCAAGUACAAUGGCUUCAUUCAGCAUUAGCCUUUUAAAGAAAUUAUGAAAGUCCUCCUUUUCCAUUCAACAAGUUGAUGCUGUAGCCUGCUCCUAUGUGUAACAGUGUGAACAGUGAUGGAAGGGUUGGGUUUUAUGUACAGCAAUGAGACUUUUCUGAAUGAUUGAUCUAAAGUACUAAUAAUCUUGAGGUCCAUUUUGGCCUACUGUGUGAACCAUCAAGGAGAAGUGAAGGUCUCAUACUCACCCUUCAGUCCUGUUGAUAAUUUGAUCUUGUUGGGCUCAAAGUGGAUUAAAGUCUUCAUUACAAAAGAAAAAAAAAAAGCAUUGUACAAUAACUCAUGUUUGAAACUAUUUGGCGCUGGCCCUGACUCCAAAGACUGCAUUUAGGACCAUAAAGAUGUCUUGUGUAAGCAGGCGUGUGGUCAUUAGAUUGUAUACUUUGUAUGUUCUGGGACCAUCCCUACAAGAUGUGUCUAGAAAUUAAACAAAAUGGCACAUGGUCCACAAAUGGUUGCUGCUCUUUUAUACUGUAUUAGCCAGCUGCCCUUCUUUGACUGUUUUGACACAUUGACUGUUAAAUAUUUCCCUUAAUUCAUGUUUUGGGAGUUGAAACUGUACUCUUGGGGAAAAAGAACAAACAAGAAACUCAAUAGAUGUUUAAGAGCUGUCACCGGUAUCCUUGGCACUUGAAUUCCAGAAUUUUGCAACCUUUGGUUCCAGUGAGAGAUUGAAUUUACUCAAAAGAUGCUGGUUUUCUCACAGUUCUUGCAAAGCACUGUGACUGUCAACUGAACACUUUUGGGACGGGGGAAAAUACAAUGUCUGGCCCAUAUGGCAUGAAAUAUGGACCAAAAUCUAACCAUCUUUUAGGGGCAAUGACGCAACAUUCAUCAUAAGAGAGGAAGAGAGAGAGAGAGAGAGAGAGAGAGCAAGAGCGAGUGUGAAGAAAAGUAGAAAGAGAGAAAGACAGAAAACUGAGUUUAUUCCAAAGAUUUAAAACUAACCAUACUAUAUAUACAUAGGUGGAGCACUGCUUGCUGACAAUCUCGUAUUUCUCUGCUUCUGUGUUUGCAUACUUUUUAUGACCAUUCCAUCCAGCUGUUCUACUGGGACUGAGGGCCCUUGAAUCCAAUUUGUAUUGGAAUAUAUGGAGCAUCCUGCCAGAUGUCUAAUAGGAACUGAAACCUCAGCUGUGUGAAACUGUAGAACAUCCAGUCAGUGCAUUAAAUUAGAAAAAGGAUAACAGAAUCCUAGAAUUUAAUUACUGUAGCAUCCUAAAGUAUGUGCUCUCAGACUCACUGCUAUGGUACUCAUUAGCUGUGAACUUGCAUAAAUAUCCUUCUUUGACCUCUGAACACACCUGCCACCUGCCUUUAGACAUGCUAACAGUAGUCUACAAAUCAUAGUUAUUAAGUGUCAGUUUAACUACCAGUUAUUCCAGUUUUCAUUUGUGGUCUUGUGGAUGUCUCAUUUAAAUAUGGCAGAACAAGGGCCCCAUGGAAAAAAAAAAACAUGCUGAAAUAUCUGAUUAUUUUGUUCUGGAGACAGGCUUACAUUUAAAUCCUGUGCCUAUAUAGCUACACAAACAUAGAAGAAAAGAGGAUAAGAGACUUAACCAGAUUUUAGACUUAACAGGCUCUUUCUGUUGCAGGUCUUGAACUCUGAAGCCAAAUUUUGGGCUUUGGGACCAUCUUUUCUGUUUCUUACGGGAGGUGUUUUUCACCUGUAUGUGUUGUGUACUCUGUCAGUCUCUGCACUUCAAUUUUUGGGUCCUCAUUUGCAAGUGUCUUAAUCAUUACUAAAAUUUCAAACCUUAGCUUGUAUUUUGUAGGAGUCUCUGUUUUGGAAAGGCACAUUUUGGGAGUCAUUUUUUACAAUGACAGCUUUUCUUUCCUUGCAGAUAUUUCAAGCUGUGCACUUCAAACCUGAGUAAUGCGUUAUAGCUAGCUCCUUUUUGGGCCUGUAUCUCCUUGCUUAAAGUUGUAUAGAUAUCCUCUAUUUAUAAAUGAUGAGUAGAAAUAGGCUAAUAAGGAAAGGCAAAUCCUUUCUAUAAGUCUUCUUUGGAAGCAAAACCAUAAAUAGAUGUUUUGGUAACAGCUGAGAACAAAGUUAUCAAACUCUAGAAACGAGAAGCUUACAAUUGUUUCCUUCAUUCUAGAUUUAUACCUGUUUACAGAACAGAAGCCAGAUAUUUCUGGCUUUUCUGAACAAAUUCAAAUGUGGUUUCCAAGGCCAUGGAACUGUAGAAUGAGAACAAAUUGAGACAAAUAUCCCGGAAAAUAGUGUGCAUGGAGGAAACAACUAAAGGAAAUGUCGCUUUUUGUGAAUAGUAAAUAGUAUUUUGGAGCAGAGCACAGAGUCAGUCAUAGGAGAAUGCAGGUGGGAGGGGAGCUCCAGAGGCCAUCUCAGCCAACCUUUAACUAGAGCUGGUUGCUCAGGGCUGUGUCCCGUCAAUUUUUCAGUGCUACCAAGGAUGGAAAUUCUGCAGCUACUCUGUAUAAGCUGGUCUGGUAUUCGACCACUUAAAUGGUUAAAAAAAACCCACAAAAGAUAAAUCUGUAUGUCAAGUAGGAAUUUCCCAUGCUCCAGCUUGUGUUUGCUGCCUCUUCCACUAUGCACUGCUAUGAAGGGUCUGGCUUCAUCUUCUCCACAAUCUCCAUAAGGUAUUUGCAGACAGCAAUAAGAUCUACACUUUUCCUAAGAUUUAACUGUGUUCCACAACCUCUCUUCAACUGUCAUGUGCUCUGGCCCCUGGUCUCCUCGGUGGAGCUCUGCUAGACUUGCUCCAGUAUGUCAACAGUGUUCCUGUAAGGUGGAGACCAAAACUGGACAGAAAAUUUUGGAUAGAGAUGUACUUUAUAUGUUACAGUGUUGAAAACUCAUUUAGGAAGUACCAGUAUCAAGAUUUUUCUAAUCAGAUUUACUGAUUUUAUAAAUUAUGUUUAUGGAAAUACAUUUUUUAUACUGCCAACCUGAGGCCUGGCAAACAAAAUUCUGUCUUUUCUGUCACAGUCAUCACUUUUUUACCUUAAACUGAAAAAAUGUUAUCACUCAUAUCAAACAUGGAGACACAUGUUGUAUUUUAGUCACUUUUUAGAACAAAACAACACUUCAGUGCAUCUUUGCUCUGCUGUUUUUCCCCCUCAGGAGAAAAGUAACCUAAAAGAUCAUAGGUAUUUUAUAAGGAAUAGUUUAACAGGUUUCUAGAGUCAAUUAUUUUUUGUUGUCUCAGAAUUUCUCUCUUUCAAGAGCCAGUACUCAGUCUAGAAAAUUAUUUCACCUGGAUAGACUAGGCAAAGAAACAAAAGAAAUCUUAUUUCCAGGACUGAAAUCCCACAUUUAUUCAGUGUCUUGGACAAGGCCCUGAGCAGUCUGAUUUAACUGAACUGAAUUGUUUUUUAAGUUGAGGGUAGGAUUAGGUAACCUCCAGAGGUACCUUCCAACAUUAAUAUUUCUGUGUUUCUGUAAUUCAUAUCAGAGCUCUCUCUGAUUAAAUGCGUGCUGGUUCUAGUUCUUCCCUGUCUUGCACUGGCAGAACAGACUGUAGAAUGGGCCUGUAGGAUUUUUCUCAAACUCUGAUAGUUUCAUCCUUCUUCACGAAGGAUUCAUGUUUCAUGUUUCUUCACGAGAAAAUCUUGAAGCAAAAAUAAAAACAGUUUAGCAAAGCAGUUUGAAGGAAUAUCUUAUCAUGAGAUGUGUCACAGCUGCAGGGACCAACCAAAGAUUGUAAAAACAAGUUUGCUAGCCUGGAAGACCCAUGAGUUGUCUCCAGAAUGAUUCCCAGUACCUGAAAUCUAAGCCAACUUAUAUUUCUAUAGCAGUGAAUCAUAAAACCUUCUUUUUCCUUUUCCAUUCUUAUUUGCCUCAGAUAUUUUGGAUUUGGGUUUACUGUAUUAUUAAAAUGGCACAUUUUCACUUAAUACCUGGAAAACACUGAUCAAACACAGACCAGACAGAAGAACUGAUGCAAGAAGAGCCUCCAGUCCCUUGCUUUUUGGAACCGUUUUACCUUCUGGUCUGAAAAGGGUAAUCACAAGGAUUGUGGCUAAAAUAGAGUUCAAUAAUUGCAGUGAUUGGGUGUAUUUUAUCUGUGACCUUUUUGAUAUUUACAGAAUAAGGUUUUCUUCUUCAUUUUACCUGGCUUUAGACAAUUUGGGCUUUUUUAGCCAUCUCUAACACAAAGGUUGUUCCUCCUGUUUAACAUACUUCAUUUGUCUGUGUACAGAAGAGGUCAUAAUUGGUGCUUUUGACAAAAUUGAUAAAGAUCCAACUAUCUUAAGGGUUUCCUUUUCUCUCUCUUUCCCUUAAGGUGUCAAAAUCUUUAAAAAAAUAAAAUUAGAGGAUAAUUUUUACAAAAUUUAUUGUUACCUGGCUAGCAUCCAGUUAAUCAAGGGCUUUUAUUCUUGAUUUUAUUCAGGACUUAGCACAUCUAGACAUUCCAUCCAGCAAGUAUGUUUUUAAGCUUUUAUAUUUCUAGGUGACACCUUUAACUCAACACUCUUUUGAAGUACUUUUUGCUGAUUUCAGAGAGAGUUGCACUUGCAAAGCUCAUCACAUAUCAAGAACAAAAACAGUGCUUGACUAACUGUGGAUUUGGCUUGAAAAAUAAAAAUUAUUUCCUCUCAAGAUUUUACACAUGCUCAUAGACAGAUCUUGCCUGUCUUUCAUUCGCAUGAAGUUUAUGCCUUAUUGAAUGACUUUUUUCCAGAUCAAGCCUGGAUAUUUUUUUUCCUUGUGUCACAUUUGCGUCUGUUUUUAUUGAUAAUUUAGAGACGAUUGCUGCAGUCUUCCUCCUCUGCAGAUCUACACUGGCUUCAACAGCAAGAUUUAGCAUAGCAAAAACUGAAGGGUCUGGCAUACUGGGUACUAAGAUCUAUCUCACAAAGCUGAGACUUUCCUCCUCCCUUAGAGGAAGAGGUCCAGGACAUACUUGUACUAUAUAAGUUAUAUAUAUAAUGGUGUAGUUGUAUAUAUAAGUUAUAUAUAUAAAAAUGUGGAGAUGGCGGGGUAGGCUGCCUUUAUCACCUCAAAAAUGAGUUUCCCUACCAGAAAACUUUCAAAUGCAGGUGUCAUUUUCAAACAGGGUUUUAUAGUUUUCCUUAAUGCUUGCUAAUGGUAUUUUUGGUGUGAUAAUUAAAGUGGAAACUCUUCACAAUUUU